UUCCAUGUUUGAAUCCAACCCAAAAAACUUUAUGUUGAACUUAUCCCUUUUCUUUAUACUAAUUUACUUAUCCUCUGCUCCAUUACCAGUUAACUCUCAAUGCAACAGAGGUUGCGAUUUAGCAUUAGCAUCAUUCUACGUAUGGCGAGGAACAGAUCUCACUUACAUCGCAAAUUUAUUCAAUAUCGAAACUAGACAAGAAAUCAUGGAUUACAACACCAGAGAUACCAUCCCAAAUCUAGACAGUGUAAUUGCCGGAACUAGAAUUAACAUACCUUUUCGCUGUGAUUGCUUGGAGGACGGCGAUUUUUUAGGUCAUGAUUUUCAAUAUGAGGUUAAUUCAGGGGAUACGUAUAGUAUAAUUGUGUCGAAUUACUCUGAUUUGACGAGUGUUGAUUUGUUGAGGAGGUUUAAUAGUAGAUACCCGGAGAAUAAUAUUCCGCCUGGUGUGAAUUUGAGUGUUGUUGUGAAUUGUUCAUGUGGAGAUAGAGAUGUUUCUGAAGAUUUUGGGGUUUUUGUGACGUAUCCUUUGAGAUCGGAGGAGAACUUGACGUAUGUGACGGCGACGACGAAUGUGAGUGCUGAGUUAAUACGAAGGUAUAAUCCAGAUAUGGAUGCUAAAUUCAGUGCCGGAGAAGGGAUCAUCUAUAUUCCGGGAAGAGGUUGGUGUUCAUGCUCUUUUGCUUUAUUUCCCUCGGAUAAUACAUAAGCGUGUUUUUUAACUUUGCUUAGCUAGUGUUUAUAUUCUUAUUACUUUGAAGGUGCGUAAUUAAACAUCUAAAUUUGUAUGAAAUUGAAUAAGUAACUAUACUAAUUCUACAUGAUAUAAUAUGCAUCAUACAGGAA
This is a messenger RNA of Solanum verrucosum, 846 nucleotides long. RefSeq names its product chitin elicitor receptor kinase 1-like. Lineage: Eukaryota; Viridiplantae; Streptophyta; Magnoliopsida; Solanales; Solanaceae. The record is from RefSeq and is a predicted model, not a curated record. Bases 5 to 709 code for a protein of 234 amino acids. Gene Ontology annotation, molecular function: transmembrane receptor protein kinase activity. The transcript has a single exon. Gene Ontology annotation, biological process: innate immune response.